Molecule: messenger RNA, 1319 nt
Organism: Exaiptasia diaphana
Lineage: Eukaryota; Metazoa; Cnidaria; Anthozoa; Actiniaria; Aiptasiidae
Exons: 2
Coding region: 132-1133 (333 amino acids)
Source: RefSeq, a predicted model, not a curated record
ACAAUUGCGAAAAAUCCCGAGUGAUAAACAACCAUUCAGAAUCGACAGAAUCCUCACUGCCUUACACCGCCUUCACUUCCGGCGAUGUACGAAGAACAGCCGAAUCAUGCACAUGCUUUCCAAAGCACUGCAUGAGUUUGGUAGCGUGGUACAAGAUGUCGAAAAUGUCGAAGCAAAAAGCAACAAAGAACAUGUCUACUCGACAGAAUUCUGCCAGUGAUGAAUUCAAAACUUUGUCGCCGACAGCGUCAACUUCAAAUAUCACGUCUAAAGACGAUACUGAUCCAGCCAUUGUUGGUUAUCUGCACAACGUGAGCCCAGUCAAGAAAAGCGCAAAAGGGUCAGAAUACUUUUCUUUUUCGAUCCAAGAAAAGAAAAGGACAGUUAAAGCCAUUUGUUUCUCGCCGAAGAAACACAAGAGCAAUGUCGAGCAGAAGGCAGAAUCUUCAACUCCAUGCAAACUGACAAACUUUGCACCUUCUGCAAGUGAACAAAAUGUGAUUUGGAUAAAUAAUAACACACAAAUAAACGACGCCAUUGAGACCACAGUCGACUUUUCAUUCAACGCAAGUUCCAACAGUCCAACCGCCGCUCUGGUGACAACCAAAGAUCUCGAAAAGAUCCAGAUUUUUCAGGCGAUUACUAUCCGGGGAUUAAUUGUAUUUGGUGGAAACCAACCAGAGUCCAUUCCUACAAAACCUGACCUCAUCAAAAAAGAAGGCUUGCUUCUAGAUAAGUCUGGUAAGAUAAGAAUCACGUUAUGGAAUGAGCAAAUUCAACGAGUGGAAGAGGGGUUUUAUAGCAUAGAAAACAUCCGUCUACGACAAUUUAAAGGGGAAAAGUACUUAUCUGGAGACAAAGAAACCCUCUUUACGAAGCUCACUGAAAAUGUGCCACAGAUAACUAAUGAGGAAAUUAAAGACGCACAAGAAGCAUUGAAGACAAGUGAAAUAAUCCUACCUCGCAUCCACACCGCAGACAUUGCAGUCUUCUAUACCUGUCUCACAUGCUCAAAAACGAGUUCCCUUUCAGCAAGAAUCAAGCAUGCUAAAGUGCCUAAGUUGCAACUCAAGAUUUCUUAUCGAGGACUCCACAAAAACAACAGCAGCUCGCAUCUCUGUCAAGAAAACUGAUACAGAAACGGUAUGGUAUUCAUUAUUCAGCUCAACAUUGGAGCCCAUCAUUGAAAAGUACAACAAAGAAAACAACGACACUGAAAACAUUGAGAACAUUGAUCCAGAGAAGCUGUGCGAAAUCAUUCUUAAAACAAGAGGUGCAAAAGUACACGUCAAUGGAGUAAACAAUGUAAUCAGUAUUUC